Aethalodelphis obliquidens (Pacific white-sided dolphin) is the source of this 3133-nucleotide messenger RNA. RefSeq names its product coat protein complex I subunit gamma 1 (gene COPG1). The transcript has 24 exons. Gene Ontology annotation, biological process: intra-Golgi vesicle-mediated transport; intracellular protein transport; protein secretion. The record is from RefSeq and is a predicted model, not a curated record. The coding region runs from base 128 to 2776 and encodes 882 amino acids. Gene Ontology annotation, cellular component: Golgi membrane; endoplasmic reticulum; COPI vesicle coat. Gene Ontology annotation, molecular function: structural molecule activity. Lineage: Eukaryota; Metazoa; Chordata; Mammalia; Artiodactyla; Delphinidae.
GCGCCUGCGCACAGCGCCGGGCGACGUGGCCGGCCGGAAGUGGCCCGUGCGGAACCUCCGGAGGACCACCGUAGUCAGUCGGUCAGUCCCGUGCCAGGUGCUGGUUCGCGCCCCCGCCGGCACCACCAUGCUGAAGAAAUUUGACAAGAAGGACGAGGAAUCGGGUGGAGGCUCCAACCCGUUCCAGCACCUUGAGAAGAGCGCAGUGCUCCAGGAGGCCCGCGUGUUUAACGAAACUCCCAUCAAUCCUCGGAAAUGUGCCCACAUCCUCACCAAGAUCCUCUACCUCAUAAACCAGGGGGAGCACCUGGGGACCACAGAAGCAACCGAGGCCUUCUUUGCCAUGACCAAACUCUUUCAGUCCAACGAUCCCACCCUCCGUCGGAUGUGUUACUUGACCAUCAAGGAGAUGUCCUGCAUCGCAGAGGAUGUCAUCAUUGUGACCAGCAGCUUGACGAAGGACAUGACUGGGAAGGAGGACAGCUACCGGGGCCCGGCCGUGCGCGCCCUCUGCCAGAUCACUGACAGCACCAUGCUACAGGCUAUCGAGCGCUACAUGAAGCAGGCCAUCGUGGACAAGGUGCCCAGCGUCUCCAGCUCUGCUCUGGUGUCUUCCCUGCACCUGCUCAAGUGCAGCUUCGACGUGGUCAAGCGCUGGGUGAACGAGGCCCAGGAGGCGGCAUCCAGUGAUAACAUCAUGGUCCAGUACCACGCGCUGGGGCUCCUGUACCACGUGCGGAAGAACGACCGCCUGGCUGUCAGCAAGAUGAUCAGCAAGUUCACGCGGCACGGCCUCAAGUCCCCCUUCGCCUACUGCAUGAUGAUCCGCGUGGCCAGCCGGCAGCUGGAGGAGGAGGACGGCAGCCGCGACAGCCCGCUGUUCGACUUCAUCGAGAGCUGCUUGCGCAACAAGCAUGAGAUGGUGGUGUACGAAGCCGCCUCGGCCAUCGUCAACCUGCCGGGCUGCAGUGCCAAGGAGCUGGCCCCGGCCGUGUCAGUGCUCCAGCUCUUCUGCAGCUCCCCCAAGGCUGCGCUCCGUUAUGCCGCCGUCCGCACCCUCAACAAGGUGGCCAUGAAGCAUCCAUCUGCGGUGACAGCUUGUAACCUGGACCUGGAGAACCUGGUUACAGACUCGAACCGCAGCAUCGCCACGCUGGCCAUCACCACUCUCCUCAAGACGGGCAGCGAGGGCAGCAUCGACCGCCUCAUGAAGCAGAUCUCCUCCUUCAUGUCAGAGAUCUCGGAUGAGUUCAAGGUGGUGGUGGUCCAGGCCAUCAGCGCACUGUGUCAGAAGUACCCUCGCAAGCACGCUGUGCUCAUGAGCUUCCUGUUCUCCAUGCUGCGUGAGGAGGGCGGCUUUGAGUACAAGCGGGCCAUUGUGGACUGCAUCAUCAGCAUCAUCGAGGAGAACUCGGAGAGCAAGGAGACGGGGCUGUCGCACCUGUGUGAGUUCAUCGAGGACUGCGAGUUCACCGUGCUGGCCACGCGCAUCCUGCACCUCCUGGGCCAGGAGGGGCCCAAGACCAACAACCCCUCCAAGUACAUCCGCUUCAUCUACAACCGAGUGGUCCUGGAGCAUGAGGAGGUCCGGGCAGGCGCUGUCAGUGCUCUGGCCAAGUUCGGAGCGCAGAACGAAGAGAUGCUGCCCAGUAUCUUGGUGUUGCUGAAGAGGAGGACCUUGUGUUCUGGCCACAGGUGUGUGAUGGACGAUGACAACGAAGUAAGGGACCGGGCCACCUUCUAUCUCAGUGUCCUGGAGCAGAAGCAGAAGGCCCUCAAUGCAGGCUAUAUCCUAAACGGUCUGACCGUGUCCAUCCCUGGUCUGGAGAGGGCUCUGCAGCAGUAUACUCUAGAACCAUCGGAAAAGCCUUUUGACCUCAAGUCUGUGCCCCUGGCCACCACACCCAUGGCAGAGCAGAGAACAGAAAGCACCCCCAUCACAGCAGCCAAGCAGCCUGAGAAGGUGGCAGCCACCCGGCAGGAGAUCUUCCAAGAGCAGCUGGCGGCAGUGCCCGAGUUCCAGGGGCUGGGGCCCCUCUUCAAGUCCUCGCCUGAGCCCGUGGCCCUCACUGAGUCGGAGACAGAGUACGUGAUCCGCUGCACCAAACACACCUUCCCUGAGCACAUGGUCUUCCAGUUUGACUGCACGAACACGCUCAACGACCAGACUCUGGAGAACGUCACAGUGCAGAUGGAGCCCACGGAGGCCUACGAGGUGCUGUGUUACGUGCCCGCCCGGAGCCUGCCCUACAAUCAGCCCGGCACCUGCUACACGCUGGUGGCCCUGCCCAAGGAAGACCCCACGGCGGUGGGCUGCACGUUCAGCUGCAUGAUGAAGUUCACUGUCAAGGACUGCGAUCCCACCACCGGGGAGACCGACGACGAAGGCUAUGAGGAUGAGUAUGUGCUGGAAGAUCUGGAAGUCACGAUAGCUGAUCACAUCCAAAAGGUCAUGAAGCUGAACUUUGAAGCAGCCUGGGAUGAGGUAGGGGAUGAGUUUGAGAAGGAGGAAACAUUCACCUUGUCCACCAUCAAGACACUUGAAGAGGCUGUGGGCAAUAUUGUGAAGUUCUUAGGAAUGCACCCUUGUGAGAGGUCAGACAAAGUGCCAGACAACAAGAACACGCACACGCUGCUCCUGGCAGGCGUCUUCCGGGGGGGCCAUGACAUCCUGGUGCGCUCCCGGCUGCUGCUUUUGGACACAGUAACAAUGCAGGUGACAGCCAGAAGUUCGGAGGAGCUGCCAGUGGACAUCGUCUUGGCAUCUGUGGGCUAAGGGGCCAGCCUGCAUAGGACCAAGUCCUACCCUUUCCCCCCAACACUGUGCAGAAGUCAGGCCUUCCUUAUGAACCCAGUGGAAAGUCCUUUCCAAGCCAAUUGUAUUCAAAAACAAUGAGGAAUCAAUGAGGGUUUUUUUUUUUUUUUUUUUUAAUUUAACCCCUGCCCCAAAACUCCCUGCUGAGGGUAACUUUUGAAAGAGGGGGGUGGUUUUAGCUUGUCCUAGAACUUGCUGCCUUGCCUGCCAGGGAAGGGACAUCUCAAAUGAAUAAAGUGCUUGCACCACCUCUUGAAUUGAUCCCCUAAGGAACCAUCUUAUCCCUAUAAAUAAAAUCAGCAUGUAUUUAUUGAAUGA